AUGGGAAAGAGGAAGUCGAAAUCAAAGCCGCCACCAAAAAAAAGAAUGGAGAAACUUGACACUACCUUCACCUGUCCAUUCUGUAGCCAUGGCAGCAGUGUCGAAUGUCGCAUUGAUAUGAAGAACUUGAUUGGGGAGGUAAAUUGCAUGAUUUGUCAAGAGAGCUUCAGCACUACUGUUACAGCACUGACAGAGGCCAUUGACAUAUACAGUGAAUGGAUUGACGAAUGUGAACGUGUGAACAACCUUGAAGACGAUGAUGGUUCUUAG
Messenger RNA from Solanum tuberosum (potato), 270 nucleotides. Its product is annotated as transcription elongation factor 1 homolog. NCBI's taxonomy places the organism in Eukaryota, Viridiplantae, Streptophyta, Magnoliopsida, Solanales, Solanaceae. Gene Ontology annotation, molecular function: RNA polymerase II complex binding. The record is from RefSeq and is a predicted model, not a curated record. Gene Ontology annotation, biological process: transcription elongation by RNA polymerase II. Bases 1 to 270 code for a protein of 89 amino acids. The transcript has a single exon. Gene Ontology annotation, cellular component: transcription elongation factor complex.